Molecule: messenger RNA, 309 nt
Organism: Rotaria socialis
Lineage: Eukaryota; Metazoa; Rotifera; Eurotatoria; Philodinida; Philodinidae
Source: the annotation of a GenBank genome assembly
AUGGGCUCAUUAUCUGUUAUUUUAGGCUCUUAUCGAUCUGUUCAAAAUGGUGCCAUUAAACAAAAAUUUAGCUUUUCAGAAGUCGAAAUGUCGAUUAUUUGGCCACCUGUUCAUGAUUCUAUUCUCAGCAAACAAUGCAAUCAUGGAAAAACGUUGAAGUCAAAAGCAACACUCAAUGAAUCCAUUGCAAUCACUUCUACACCCAAGCUACCAACUACAACAAUAAUGAACAGCAAGGUGAAGCUAAGAACAAACAAGUUAUUUAAGUUAAAUUUUAUACGUAUUAAUCGUGUUCAUUCUUAUGCUUAA